Molecule: messenger RNA, 916 nt
Organism: Chiloscyllium plagiosum (whitespotted bambooshark)
Lineage: Eukaryota; Metazoa; Chordata; Chondrichthyes; Orectolobiformes; Hemiscylliidae
Product: ciliary microtubule inner protein 1-like
Source: RefSeq, a predicted model, not a curated record
GGACAAUGGGCGGUUUUUAACGUCUUUAGCGCGAGCCGCGGGCGCAGGCGCGGACAUGGCCCGCCGCGGGAGUGAUGUCAACUUUGUGGCUGCCGACAGACAGUGGACAAAUGCAAUCUUAUUGGAGGCUGAUUCAGCAAACAAAUGGGUAAACAGAUGGGGAUUUCUGAUAACUGAACGUGAUCAGAUUGAGGCUGAACAGGAGAAAUUGAGAAAUAAAUGUCGACUGCAUACCCCAGAUCACCUGAAGAUUCGACCUGCAUCUCCCAUCAGCAAGUACAUCCAGGUGGGAACAUCACCUCCUGUUCCAAAGACAACCCAAGGACUUAUUGGCUGGCGGUCUGCUGUACCAGGAUUGAAUCUGGAGCAAUACAAAGCUCCCAGACGAGGGAAGUGGAGCUUUCUAAGUCAGAUGAAAUGGCCAGAGGACUGUAUUGACUGAUUUUGUGAUAGUCAAAGCAUUUCUUUUCAUCUGUGCAUUAUCUGCUCAUUGAUGCCGAUGGUUUUAGCUGCAGCACAGUCACUACCCAACACAAUAGCAAACCAUUUUUACACUAAAUGUUAUAUUUUGAUCCUUUUUUCCUUAUCUCAAAUACUCUGCUUCAACCACUUUCCUCUUUCAGUUAAUCAAAGUGUUUGAAACUAAAGAAAUGGCUCUCCGUUCAAGGUUAGUGCCACUCAUGAACACAGUAAUCCUUGUUUGAGGGGGUUUGUUCUAUUGAUCUGAAUUAAUACCAAAGGUCAAAAGAGGACGUGGGCUUCAGAGACCUUUCAUAAAACCAAUGAAAGUUGUUCUUAAUUAUUCAACCCAGUUGACUAUCCUCCAGAAAGAAGAAAAAACUAUAUUUCUUCCAACUUUUCUUAUUUGAUUCUGUACUUCAUGAUUACAAUAAAUUGUUUUCUGUGAUUGAAAUUA